AUGGCAAGGUCGGCAGUAUCGCAGGAGAGCCUGCGUUUGGCAGAUUCCUCUCGGUCAUCUGAGGAGGCAGGCCCUGAAGAGUUUAUGGCCAUUCGAACAAACGGCCCCGAAGCAUCUGAUGCGGGAACGUAUCGCCCCCAGCGACGGGAUUCGACGGCCAUGAUAGAAGAGAGUGAUGUGCAGGAGCUGCGGAUGCUUGCCACGGCCAUAUCGCAAAGACGUCGCCAGAGCCACGCCACCGGCUCCGAGGCUGGCAACGAGGACUUUGAUGCUGCCGAUUCUGCCAUGGAUCCCUCUAGCAAGUCAUUCGAUCUCGGGGUUUUCCUGCGUCGCAUCAUCAAAGAUUUUCGCAAGGAAGGUUUCAAAGAGCGGCGUCUGGGGAUUUCCUACAAAGACCUUACCGUGUCCGGCACGGGAGAGGCCUUGCAACUGCAGAGCACGGUGGGAACCGUUCUCCAAAUGCCAUUAAGGCUUGGCGAGUCCUUCAGUUUCGGCAAGAAGAGUCACAAGACCAUUCUCCACAACUUUGACGGUCAUGUCGAGAGCGGCGAGCUGUUGAUUGUGCUCGGACGACCAGGAUCGGGGUGUAGCACCCUGCUCAAAACCAUCACCGGACAAUUGCAUGGGCUGAAAAUCGGCGAGCAGUCGACAAUUGAUUACAACGGCAUCCCCAUGAAACACAUGAUCAAGGUAUUCAAAGGAGAAGUAUUAAAGAACCAAGAGGUCGACAAGCAUUUCCCCCACCUCACCGUCGGUCAAACGCUGGAAUUUGCAGCUGCAACACGUACGCCAUCGAAGCGAAUCCAUGCCAUAACGCGCGAAGAGCACAUCAAGCAUGCCGCCAGGAUCGUCAUGGCCAUCUGUGGCUUGAGCCAUACGUACAACACCAAAGUGGGCAAUGACUUCAUCCGGGGUGUCUCUGGUGGUGAGAGAAAGCGUGUGAGCAUUGCCGAAAUGAUGCUGGCAGGAUCGCCCAUUGCGGCUUGGGAUAACAGCACCCGCGGCCUAGAUUCCGCCACUGCGCUGAAGUUUGUCCAGUCUUUGCGGCUGGCUGCCGAUUUCACCCACAGUGUUCAUUGCGUCGCUAUUUACCAGGCCAGCCAGGCCAUCUAUGACCUCUUUGACAAAGCUGUCGUGCUUUAUGAAGGCCGCCAGAUCUACUUUGGUCCAGCACCCGCUGCCAAGGCCUACUUUGAAACCAUGGGAUGGUUUUGCCCUCAGCGGCAGACCACGGGUGAUUUUCUUACAUCUGUCACCAACCCGCAGGAAAGGGUCGCGCGUGAGGGGAUGGAAAACAAGGUUCCACGGACACCAGAGGAAUUCGAAGCAUACUGGUACCAGUCGCCCGACUGCAAGGCUCUUCGAAAUGCCAUGGAGAAGCACGAGGCCAUACAUCCCAUCGAUCCUCACGGCCAGACGGCCGUAAAUAUGCGCGAAAACAAGCAGCAACGCCAGGCAAAGCACGUGCGGCCAAAAUCGCCAUAUAUCAUCAGUGUAGCCAUGCAGGUGCGCCUCACCACCAAGCGGGCAUACCAACGCAUCCUAAACGACAUUUCGGCUACUGCGACACAAGCUGUGAUGCAGGUCGUUUUGGCGCUCAUCAUCGGCUCCGUCUUCUACGGCACUCCCAACGCGACAGCCGGCUUUUACGCCAAAGGCUCCGUGAUCUUCCAGGCCAUUCUUAUGAACGCCUUGACGGCAAUCUCCGAAAUUAACAAACUGUAUGCACAACGUCCCAUCGUCGAGAAACAUGCCGCCUACGCCUUUUAUCAUCCCUAUACAGAAGCGCUGGCUGGAAUCAUGACUGAUAUCCCCAUCAAGUUUAUCACGGGAACCAUUUUCAACCUCAUCGUCUACUUUAUGUCGGGGCUUCGACGCGAACCGGCUCAGUUCUUCUUGUUUUUCCUCAUUACGUAUACCACAACGUUUGUCAUGAGUGCCAUCUUCCGUACCCUGGCUGCCAUCACAAAAACCGUGUCUCAGGCGAUGAUGUUGGCCGGUGUUAUGGUUCUGGCUCUUGUCAUCUAUACUGGAUUCGUGGUUACUGUGCCCAAGAUGCAUCCGUGGUUUAGCUGGAUCAGAUGGAUCAAUCCUGUCUACUACGCUUUCGAAGUCCUCAUUGCGAAUGAGUUUCAUGGCCGUUCGUUCACCUGCUCGAGUAUUAUCCCCGCCUACACACCCUUGGUAGGCGAUUCUUGGAUAUGCUCGGUUGCCAGCUCGGUUGCUGGACAGCAUACAGUUAGCGGAGAUGCCUUUAUCGGUGUUCACUACAAGUACUACUACGCGCACGCCUGGAGAAAUUUCGGUAUUCUACUCGCGUUUCUGUUCGCCUUCAUGUUUGUUUACUUCGUCUCGACCGAACUAAACUCGCAGACCACCAGCGCAGCCGAAGUCCUGGUUUUCCAACGCGGCCAUGUUCCUGCAUAUCUCCUAAACGGGGGCAACAAAGGUGCAAUUACAGAAGACAUGACGAAGGCCUCGCCGCAACAAGACGGAAACGAAAAGACCGAUGCUAUCGAGCCACAAACCGAUGUGUUUACCUGGCGCGAUGUAGUCUAUGAUGUUACAAUCAAAGGACAGGAUCGUCGGUUGCUUAAUCAUGUCUCUGGCUGGGUAAAGCCUGGAACUUUGACGGCACUAAUGGGAGUCAGCGGUGCUGGCAAGACAACACUACUCGAUGCCUUAGCCCAAAGGACCACGAUGGGUGUUAUUACGGAUUUGCAUCUAUCGACAGCAACGGUUCGCGAAAGUCUCCGUUUCAGUGCUAUGCUUCGUCAGCCUCAAAGCGUCAGCAAAGAAGAGAAGUUCACCUUUGUUGAGGAAGUGAUCGACAUGCUGGACAUGCGGGACUUCGCAAAUGCCGUCGUCGGCGUUCCUGGCCAAGGGCUCAAUGUGGAACAACGCAAGCUACUUACUAUUGGUGUCGAAUUGGCCGCCAAACCAAAACUGCUACUCUUCCUCGAUGAGCCUACCAGCGGUCUCGAUUCCCAGAGUUCAUGGGCUAUCUGUGCCUUCCUCCGAAAGCUAGCUGACCACGGCCAGGCUGUGCUCUGUACCAUACACCAGCCCAGUGCAGUUCUGUUCCAGCAGUUCGACCGGCUACUGUUCCUCGCUGCCGGAGGCAAGACCGUCUACUUCGGCGACAUUGGGGAGAACUCGCGGACGUUGCUCGAAUACUUUGAAACCCACGGCGCUGAAAAGUGCGGCGACGAGGAAAAUCCAGCCGAGUACAUGCUCAACAUUGUCAACCGCGGCAGCAAUUCACAGGGUGAGGAUUGGCACGACGUCUGGAACAACAGCCGGGAACGCCAGGACGUAAUGGCCGAAAUCAAUCGCAUUCAUGUGGAUCGCGCUGCGCAGCCGCUUGCCACUCACGAGGAUCCGCACUCUCGCGAUGAAUUUGCCAUGCCGUUUGGCGCCCAACUAGCAAGGGUUGCAACGCGCGUGUGCCAGCAAUACUGGCGCAGCCCAACCUAUGUUUUCUCAAAGUUCAUCCUUGGCACUGUGGCUGGCCUGUUCAUUGGCUUCUCGUUUUUCGGAGCCGACGGUACGCUGGCGGGCAUGCAAAAUCGUGACCUGUAUGAAGUGCGAGAGCGUCCCAGCAAGGCCUAUUCCUGGAAGGCUUUCAUGAUCGCCAACGUUAUCGUCGAAAUACCAUAUCAGAUCUUAACUGGAAUUCUUAUUUAUGCCAGCUUCUAUUACGCAGUCAUUGGCAUCCAGUCGUCUGCCCGCCAGGGUCUCAUCCUUCUUUUCUGCAUUCAGUUCAUGCUUUAUGCUAGUUCCUUCGCCCAGAUGACUAUCGCUUCCAUGCCCGUUGCCGAAACUGCAGCCAGUAUUGUCACUCUCCUGCUCUUGUUCAGCCUUACCUUCUGUGGUGUCCUCCAGACACCCUCGGCUCUUCCGGGAUUCUGGAUUUUCAUGCACCGUGUCAGCCCAUUCACUUAUUGGGUCGCGGGCAUUGUUUCUACGCAACUCCAUGGCCGCGCUGUGGAUUGCUCCAAAUCUGAGACGAGCAUUUUCAGUCCGCCCGCAGGAAUGACAUGUGGUGAAUAUAUGGCGCCAUACCUGACCCAAGCUCCUGGGAAUCUGCAGAACCCAAACGACACCGAGAAUUGCAGAUACUGUUCGCUGAAGGUGGCAGUCCAGUAUCUCGCUCAAAGCAGCAUCUUCUAUUCUCAGCGCUGGAGAAAUUUCGGGAUCAUGUGGGCGUAUAUCGCUUUCAACAUCUUUAUUGCUGUAAUCUCGUAUUGGGCUUUCCGGGUGAAGAAAUGGAAUCGGGGGGGUAAGAGCGCGAAGAAGACUUCGGAAAAAAACAAGACGGAGAAAGCAUAG
Molecule: messenger RNA, 4332 nt
Organism: Grosmannia clavigera kw1407
Lineage: Eukaryota; Fungi; Ascomycota; Sordariomycetes; Ophiostomatales; Ophiostomataceae
Product: ABC multidrug transporter
Exons: 5
Coding region: 1-4332 (1443 amino acids)
Biological process (GO): transmembrane transport
Cellular component (GO): membrane
Molecular function (GO): ABC-type transporter activity; ATP binding; ATP hydrolysis activity
Source: RefSeq, a predicted model, not a curated record